Clunio marinus is the source of this 1966-nucleotide messenger RNA. Lineage: Eukaryota; Metazoa; Arthropoda; Insecta; Diptera; Chironomidae. The record is from the annotation of a GenBank genome assembly.
UUGUUGUGGCAAAUUAAAAAUCGAAGAACUUUUUGAAAACAGUUCAAGAAAUUCAAGCAUUGUCGAUGAAAGUUGCAGACAUCAACUUCGAUUAUUCUACAAAGAUUUGAUCUCAAGAGAACCGUGGGCUUUGAAACUUUUUGAUUUAUGGGGAAAGAUUAAUUCAGGAUAUACCGAAGGAAACUUUUACAACUUGGGACAUUAUUCCAAAUGCUUAGAUUUCAGAUAUCAACACACUAACAAUGAAGAAGUAAUUCAAGGGAAAUAUUGCUUGAUAGCUUUGGCUGUGACACCUACAUCAUCAAAUGAAACAGACGACAAAAUAAAUACUUCUGAUUGGCAAAUAAUUAAAGAUAUUGUGAGGUCUGAAGGAAUUAAUUUAGUUAAUGGAAUUUGUUUACCCGCAAGCUGUCAAGUGCAUGAAAUUGUUCAGUUUAUGAACCAGUUUUUGUAUGAUGAUUUUAUGGUGAUUAAUAUUGAAUGUCAAACCAAUGAUUCAAUACCAUUGACAAAUCUUGAUAUGUUUGCAAUAUUCAUCGCAUCAACAUUUAUUAUUCUUCUAAUAUCAAGUACAAGCUACGAUGUCAUCAACAUCAUCAACGAUCGUGAACCUAACAAACUUUUGAUUGCAUUUUCUGUCUACACAAAUGGCAGAAAACUUUUUGAUUUAAGUCAAAAUUCUUCCCAGAAAUCAAUUGAAUGUUUAAAUGGACUUCGAGUGAUUUCAUUGCUUUGGAUUAUAUUUGGACACCGACUUACUAUUCAACAAUUCUUUCCAACAACUAAUCCUCAAACUAUUCUUAAACAUUACAAUUAUAGUUACAGCGUUAUUCUGUCUGGUUAUGACAUAGCCGUUGACACAUUUUUUGUGAUGGGAGCAUUGCUUAUAACACUUUCAACUUUAAAAUUACUUGAAAUGAAGAAAUUGAACAUCGUGCGAAUUAUCUUUCAUCGAUAUCUUCGAUACACGCCUGUCUUGGCUGUUUUGAUUCUUUAUUUGGUUUCGAUAGCAAAAUUUACUGACAAUGGGCCAUUGAAGAGUGAUUAUGGUGAUAAGAGUUGUAAGGAAUUUUGGUGGUCUGCAUUGCUACACGUACAAAAUUAUGUCAACCCAAUAAAUGUUUGUCUUAAUCAAUCAUGGUAUCUGUCAGCUGAUUUCCAACUAUUCAUUAUCACACCUUUUUUUGUCUAUUUAUUGAAGAACUCGAGCAUAAUGUUCACUCUCGCCUCAAUAACUUUAGCAAUUUCAAGUUCAAUUUACAUUCUGUUCAUUAGUUUGACAAAAGAUUUGAGAUUGUUCAUGACAUCAAAAGGCGCACUUUUUCAAGAGUUGAUUUAUGCUCCAACUCAUUCACGUAUGGGGCCGUGGAUUGUUGGAGUUCUCUUGGGAUAUUUUCUUUAUAUCCACCGUGAUACGAAACUGAAACUAAACAAAUACAAAAACGCUGCACUUUGGAUUUUGUCCAUUUCUGUUUUAGUUUCUAUUUUAAUGCUCGGACAACCACUUAGACAAAAAAUUAAUAAUCAAUCGUCUCUAACAUUCAACGCCAUUUACAUUGCAUUUUCAAGACUUUUAUGGUCAAUUGCAAUUUCUUGGAUAAUCUUUGCAUGUUACAAAUUGAAGACUGGGGGGAUUGUGAGAUGGUUCUUGUCACUUCCAUAUUGGCAACCACUCGCAAGAAUGUCACUUAGCAUGUACCUUGUUCAUCCAAUUUAUCAGAUGACAGCAAUGAUAAAUCACAAAGACGUCAUAACUUACGAGAUUUGGCCAAUGUUACAUGUUUAUUGGGGUGACGUAUUUGCAACAAUUUUCUUAGGCGCCUUUCUUUACCUGACCUUCGAGGCACCAUUUCUCUUAAUUGAAAACUACAUUUACAACAGGUUGCAUGUGUAGUCAGAAAAACAUUUAGAUUAAGUAAGAAGUCGAUACAAAUUUUAUUUAUAAAUUGUAAUACAUUCAAAUGAU